Molecule: messenger RNA, 781 nt
Organism: Malaclemys terrapin pileata
Lineage: Eukaryota; Metazoa; Chordata; Testudines; Emydidae
Exons: 4
Coding region: 128-781 (217 amino acids)
Source: RefSeq, a predicted model, not a curated record
UGACUCUCUCACUGGAGAAACACACAGGGAAGACGGUUCGGGGAACGAGGAAGAUGACAAUGGAGGUACUGUAGGUAGCUCACAGCAGCAAGGAAGCGGAGAAACCGGUUUCCCCAACAGCCAGGAUAUGUUUGUGACCCUGGACCUGGAACCAGUAACCCCCGAACUCACCCAAGACCCUCAGGGCACACAGGAGACCUCUGCUGCAAAUGUUUCUCCUUCGCAGAGGCUCGUGAACAUUAGAAAGAGAAAACGUAGGACGAGGGACGAUAUGUUCACGGAGCUGCAGAUGUCCUCCCACGCUGAUAGAGCACAGCAGAAUGCGUGGAGGCAGUCAAUGUCGGAGAUGAGAAAAGCCCAAUAUGAACGAGAGGAGAGGUGGCGGGCUGAAUCGCGGGAUGAACAGAGCAAGUGGCGGGCUGAAGACGAUAGGUGGCGUCAGCUUGCAGACAGAUGGCAAGAGGCAAUGCUCCGUCUGCUGGAGCAUCAAACUGAUAUGCUCGAGCGUAUGGCUGAGUUGCAGGAAAGGCAGCAGGAUACUACACCAGGGCAAGAGGCACAAGUGGAGUCUACAGGAGAGCGUCAGCCAUCAACUUACCGCAGUGAAGACAAUGUGGUGAACAGAUAUAAACAACCUCAGCAGUUAAGGAAAACCUUCAUUCACUGCCUUCCUUGCAAAGAGUGGAAUAAGAAGAACUCCAAAUUGGCUGUUUUUGAACAACAACAAAUCACAUCAAAUUCACAUGGGAAAAAGAAUGAAAGAAAAGUGAAUGAGAAUUGA